This is a messenger RNA of Lampris incognitus (smalleye Pacific opah), 1392 nucleotides long. It is a transcript of the gene ripply1, whose product is annotated as ripply transcriptional repressor 1. Gene Ontology annotation, cellular component: nucleus. Bases 106 to 579 code for a protein of 157 amino acids. NCBI's taxonomy places the organism in Eukaryota, Metazoa, Chordata, Actinopteri, Lampriformes, Lampridae. The record is from RefSeq and is a predicted model, not a curated record. Gene Ontology annotation, biological process: embryonic pattern specification; negative regulation of transcription by RNA polymerase II. The transcript is spliced from 4 exons.
UCCGCCCAGCAUCGUAGCAGAGAGGAAAACACCGUCUUUCGUCUUUCUGUUCCUUCUGCCCGCAGACACACACACACACACACACGCACACACACACACACACACAUGGCGUUGCAGUUCUCGGCUCCGUUGACUGGCUUCGCAGGUCGUCCCUCCGGGGCGGCGGAGAUGAGCCCGCGCGUCAAACCAGCCGCGUUCGCCGCUGCGCAGCCGAACCGCAGCCACAGCUCGCUGUGGAGGCCUUGGCUGGAGACGAGCAGGGAUUCCCAGGACGGACGCUCCAGAAGCAAGCUGUCGUGCCCGUACUCCAGACCCGUACUUCCUGGUUGUCUGUCUUCGGAUGGAAAACCUCAGGCCUUCCAGCACCCGGUCAGGCUGUUCUGGCCCAAGUCAAAGUCCUUUGACUAUCUGUACAGUAGCGGAGAGGCCCUACUGAGGAACUUCCCCAUCCAGGCCACCAUCAGCUUCUACGACGAGUCCGACAGCGAAGACGAGGAAGAGGAGGAUGACGUCUGUGAGGAGGAUGCCGAUGCCGGGGAGAGCCUCAGGCCUGACUCUCAUUUCACCUCCUACAACUGAAGUGGGACAGAGACGUCUCUCUGACAGGUCCCUGCCGUCUGGAAACUGCAGCUGGUUGAUGUUCAUUGGACUUUGAAGUGCAAAUCACAGCCGUCCAAUUUCUUCUUGUCUCAGACGUUCACUCCGCCUUUAUACAGUUUCAGGUUAAUUCUUCAAAACAAACCACAAAAAAUCACUCUGACAGCAAAAGAAAGAAAGUCUGUACCACGUUUGUUUAAUGUCCACAGAAAACAUAAGAAGGGUUUUACAGUUCAGCCGUACAGUUCAGGUCCAUCAAGUUAUGCAGUUCACUGUUUAGGAAAAGACAGAAAUCUGAUAAUGGGCCGGCUGAAAAGGUCGAAGCUGCGUUUAAGUGGCUAAAAGUGUCAAAAUGAAUAAAAGAGUUUGUCCAUUUAUAGUAGAGAGGCUAAGGUGGAACAGCAUACAGGACGAAGUGAAGUAGCCCAACUCCAAAUUAUAACUAAGUGAAUUCAGCGCUCUCUCGCUCUCUCUCUCUCUCUCUCUCUGCGGGGGGUCUCUGCCGAAGAAGAUUUUUCAGGUAUGCAGUAUAUAUGCAGUAUGUAUGCAGUAGUCUGUGUAUUCUCUGGGUUCCUCUGGGUUCGGUGCCAGAGGGGACGGUAUACAUAAUCCCAUAUUGGGAUGUUUGCGUUUACAGAAAAAUCUCAGGGGGUGUUUCUUGCCAGUGUGUUUUUUAAAACCUGAUCUGUUUGCAUUUCUUUUUUUAAAUUAUGUUGCUGUUAAAUUGUACAUAAAGAUGUAUUUAUAUUGCCCUAUUUUUAUACUGCUUUAGGACUUUGUGUGUAUUGUCUAAUC